AUGCUGGCUCGGGCACAGAUGGCCGAUCGGGCAUGUGUCUUAUACUUGCUUAUUUUCUUAGGCAUACCUUACAAGUCAAUUGGAAACUUAACUUCGGGGUAUUCUAAGUUACACUAUGGAUUUAGACUGGAUAGGCCCAUGAUAGACUCCUUCGUCGAGUACAGUAUUCUAGACUGUGUGGGAGAAUGUCUCCGGACUACUCGAUGUUACUCACUUAAUUAUUAUAAAGGAGCAAACUACUGUGAACUUAAUUAUGAAAACAAGACCAGUGUACCAGGGAAAUUUGUAGAGAAUGAAGGAUGGAUCUACAGCGAAAGACAGGACUGGGACAAGGAACUAGCAGGGCCGUGCUCCAGUAAAGUCUGUGAAAUCAAUGAAAAAUGUAUCCAGAUAGGAUGUAACACUUCCUGUCAAAUAUUAGAUUGUGGGAUCCCUUUCACCAGUAGGAUGUCGUCAGACGUCGUGGAGCGGUGGGACGGUAUUGGUGUGGAAAGGCGAAUACAUGUCAAAUGUUCUAAUGAGUACCAGCAAAACGGAAGUGGAAUCUUUAUAUGUAACAAGAAUGGGAAAUGGAACAGUGAUAUGAGUUGUAAUGAGGACACCUCUUUGUCUGGGAGUUGUAGCCGAGACACAGCUGUUACGCACAAAGCAAAACACAGCGUGAGAGAUUCAGAACGGUGCAAGGACAAAAGAGAAUCCAAAUCAUUGAAUAUUGCGUCAUCUAAGUCAGUGUCCGCGAUAUAG
Messenger RNA from Saccostrea cuccullata (small rock oyster), 744 nucleotides. RefSeq lists its product as uncharacterized. NCBI's taxonomy places the organism in Eukaryota, Metazoa, Mollusca, Bivalvia, Ostreida, Ostreidae. The record is from RefSeq and is a predicted model, not a curated record. The transcript has 4 exons. Bases 1 to 744 code for a protein of 247 amino acids.